GGGCAAAGUAAAAAAAAAAAAUCCUAAAUAUGACGAACUCCGAAGGUACAGACAAAACACAUUACCAAAGAAAGAUUCCGAUAUGGCAGAGCGGCAAGUGAGCUCAAAACUGGUUUGAUCUCUAGCAUUGUAAUCCGAGUCCACAUCAGACCUAUAUCGAAUCUGCCAUAUUUCGUUUUAUAUCUUCUCUUCCCUUUCAUUUGACUUUAAUUCCCACCUCGCAUUACUUCUUCAAAAAGCAACAAUAACCUCUUUGGCUUCCUGUUUUUCCUGUCCCUUCCCUUUCUAGUUUUGCUUCGCCAUCAUAUUUCCUACAUUUGCAUGCCCAAUUUAAGGGUUUUGUUGCAUUAACCUGAAUAGAUGCCCUUGGAUGAGUUCAGUUUCACUCAGUUCUGCUACUCAACUAAAAAAUUUUAGUCCCUGACCAUGUCAUAGUUUGGUUUGUAUCCCUUCCGGAGUAUAUUAGGAUUAUCUGAAUAGAAUAACUCUGCUAUCUUGGACGUAAAAGCGUUUAUACUCAUUUGUUGCUUCCAUCAAAGGAUCCAAGAACUAACAGUGAUUGCUUUCUUCAUUUAUCUUAUCACUAGUGUUUACAAAAUGUAUUCCGGUCGAGGAGCACUUUAGAGUGUAUGGCUUUUAUAGUGGAAGGUGGAAUCUGAUUAUCUUUGAUUGUAGAGAUUUGUUAAGCCAUUUGGAAUCAUAGCCUUGUCAUAUCCAUAGUCAAAUGAGUGCAUUUGUCGUUUGCCUCAAAUCUCUCCCCCACUUUUUCCUUCCUAAGAAGUGGCAUCUUGAUGUGUUGUGGACCAGUGGCAGGUACUUGCAUUGAAACAAUUUGCAAAUAAUACAAGUACAGUAUUUCAAUUUUACGCUUGGCUGGAAAAGAUGAUUCUCACCAUUGACUGGAGUUCUUAAAUUUUUCUUGUUGAGUAAUUAUCUGUAAUUCCAUUUAAUGUGGUUCUCUGUAGAUUAGAGGUCUGGAGCUAUGUCGAUAGCUGUUAUUGAGAGCAUGGCAACAUUGAGUACCGAUCUCUUCUAUGACAUAUUGAGGCGUCUUGAUGGACCAACUUUGGCCACUGCAGCAUGUGCAUGUGUGACAUUUUGUUCAAUCUCUAGAGAGGAGAGACUGUGGGAAAAUGUUUGUUCUUCUAUGUGGCCUUCAACCAACCGAGAAGAUGUCAAAAGUUUAAUUUCUUCAAUUGGUGGAUUCAGAAAAUUCUAUGCAGAUUGUUUCCCGCUUAUUGUUAAUAAGGAAGUAACAGAGUAUCAGUGGAAUGGUUAUCUUGAGUACCCUGAAGAAUGGACUGAAGCUGAAUAUUAUGGUGAUACCAAUGGACUAGAAAGUAUUUCACCUUUAGAUUUUGUUUCCAUUGUGGAUAUCAGGUAUAAAGAUAAAACAAUAUGUUCAAAAGUUCUCUGGGGUAUUCCUAAUGCAAAUGGAUCCAAUAGUUGGUUUUACAACUGCCCAUUUCGGAUUGAUCUUCUUACUUAUGCUGCUAGAGAUGAUGAUAGUGAAGGUGAGGUUAUCCUUUCAGUUUCUGAUGGCCUGCCACCAAUAAUCUCUAUGGAAAGGGAGAGAAAAGAUGGAAAGCUGUGGAAGGAGCUCCGAGAUGGCCUCUGGCUUAGUUGGAUUGUCGUAAACAGAAAAAUGAAGCAGGCUGCUAAUCUUGCUAGCUGGAGCCCUCUUGGGGGACAGAGGCAUUGGCCCACAGACAAGGAUUUUGUGAUAAGAUUUGGGUCUAUUCUUCCUGCCAAAGACAUCCUUCCAUGUCAAGUGGUAGAAUGCAUUCUUAUCAUGAAGUUUAGAGUCAUUCACACUGAGGGCGAGGGUGUAGAGACAACUCUCAAAUUGACAGAGCUAAGCAUGCAAUUGGAAGAUAUGGAAGGUGCACAUGUUAAUGGAAGAAACAGUUUGCUUAUCCUUAAGGAAGCUCUAAGCUGCAACCGAAGCAAAAACUACAGUGAAGUUAUUGAGUCCUGUAAUUUGUACUCAAAAGUGCAGAGUGAGCUAAAAGAGGAGAAGAUGAGGAAUGAAAGCAGGUUAGACAGACUUUGUAUCUUAAGCGGCAUUGCUGCUUUUGUCACUUUUUGGUAUUACGUCUUGUAAAUGUAGGUGAUGCUUUAAUUUAACACCUUACUAAAGAUGUUCUAACAAACUCUCAACCUUUUUUCAUUUGAUGUAAAGAUUCAAUUUUGCUUCAAGUAAUAAAAAGGUUACCAUCUUUCUGAUCAGAUUCUCUUGGUGGUGUUUAAGAAAAUCUUCUUUGUUAGUAGCUUGUGUUGUCCUUGACUAGUGGUUUGUUAUAUUCACUCCAACUGA
Molecule: messenger RNA, 2317 nt
Organism: Durio zibethinus
Lineage: Eukaryota; Viridiplantae; Streptophyta; Magnoliopsida; Malvales; Malvaceae
Product: F-box protein At2g27310-like
Molecular function (GO): protein binding
Source: RefSeq, a predicted model, not a curated record